AAGGGGGGGAAGGGAAAACCUUGCUCUUCCACUUUCCCCAUGUGUGUGCUGUUUCUGCUUUCUCUGUAUAGUGCAGUGUAUGUGUGGGGAACUGCAUUUUUCUCUGCUCGCCCAAUGAAAAUUGUCUCGCUACACUGAGUCCUGCCUAGGUUAAACUAAACUGGCUCACAAUAUAAAGUUAAUCCUUCUCAAACUGCCUAAACACUGAAGUAGGAGUAUUUUGCCCUUCCUAAUAAAUAAUCCUUUGCAGACUUUUAAAAAUGUGCAGCAUUUGUGUGUGUGUGUUUAGUAGGAAAAAGGAAAUCUUCCAAGGGUAAACUUUUGUUUACUGACCGUGUGAUAUUUGAAAGAAAUCAGUGUGGAGGAGAACAAGGAAGUGAUCCUGACGGCUGAAUUGUGUUUGAAAUUUGAAGACAGGGAGGAAAAACUAGAGCAGGAUGCUUGUUCCUUUUCGCUUUCUUUGCUGGGGCAGUGCCCAACCCUCCUUUCUUCCAGAGAAACCAGAUUGUGCAGGCCCCUUUUAGCUCGUCGUUAAUCCAGCAGAAAGUUUGCAAAGAGCCACAGUGCCGGAAAUGUGGCGACCAGCCUCUGUAGUUGCUUGAACAGAGAGGAGGACGAGCCGUUUGGAAAGAAAUUUAAUGUUCAGCACUACUGCUAAACCACGUGUAGCAGGGAGACAAGCACCAACAGGGAGAAAGCUUCACAUGGCUGUAAACAACUUUUUAUUUGUGCUUGCUCUGAAGACUUCAAAAUGUGAUUGGGACCAGGUGAUUUGACAUUCAGUUUCUCAGUUGUGGCUUCCUGCUUGUGGAAUGCUCUUCCCAGCAAGGUCCAACUGGCUCCGUCUUUAACAUCCUUCUCGUGCCAGGUGAAAACGUGCCUCUUCUCCCAGGAAAAUGAGGAAGCUUUUUAUUUGCUGGACAUGGCUCCCUUUCAUCCUUUUGAGCAUCUAUGUUCAUUGUGGAUCAGCUGGGAAUGUUUGUAAAAUUAUGCAUAAGAUGGCAGAUUGUAGUCAUUUAAAGCUGACUCGGAUUCCCUCUGAUCUCCCGACCAAUAUAACAGCUUUGGAUGUUUCUCAUAACCAGCUAAAAACGCUUCCACCUACAAACUUUACGAAGUACAGUCAGCUUGUUUACUUGGAUGCAGGAUUCAACUCAAUCUCUAAACUGCAUGCAGAACUGUGUAUGAAUUUGCCUCUGUUAAAAGUUUUGAAGCUGGGACAUAAUCAGUUGCAUGCAUUUCCUGAUGAUGUUUUUAUUUACUGUACCAAUCUGAAGGAGCUUAAUUUGGGAUUCAAUAUACUGGAAGUAAAAAAUGAGCCUUUCAAAAAUCUGAAGAAUUUGAGCUUGCUCGAUGUCUCUCAAAAUCAUCUAAGCACUUCAAAACUAGGAUUCCAGCAACAGUUGGAGAGUCUUCAGGAGCUUGUGAUGUCUCAGAAUAAAAUUACUGAAUUGAAGGAAAAAGACCUAGACUUCCUUAGUAACUCAUCAUUAAAUAAACUGGACUUGUCAUCAAACCCUCUAAAGGAGUUUCACCCCGGCUGUUUCCGUGCUAUUGGAAAUCUGUAUGGCCUUCUCUUGAACAAUGUUCCAUUGGGACCUAAUAACACAGAGAAACUUAGUUCAGAAUUAUCUGGAACAAGAAUUCAGAAUCUUUCAAUGACCCAGGUGCAACUUUCAUGGAUUUCCAACUCAACCUUCAGUGGAAUGAAAAAAACGAACCUCACCAUUUUAGACCUAUCUAACAAUGCUUUGGCUGGGAUUGAAAAUGGGUCUCUUGUAUAUUUUGAGGAUUUAGAAAUUUUAAAUCUAAUGAAUAAUAAUAUUAGACAUCUCUUUUCUCAUUCCCUCUAUGGAUUGUACAACGUAAAUUAUCUGAAUUUGGGAAAUUCAUAUAUCAAAAAAAUUGAUGAUUUUGCUUUCCUGUGGCUAAAACAUUUAGAGUAUCUUAUUCUGGAUGGUAAUAAACUUAUGGAAAUUACUCCUAAUACAUUUAAAGGUUUAGAUAGUUUGAAAAAAUUGAGUUUAAGCCAGUGUAAUAUGACCACAAUAACAGAGAAAACAUUUUCAUCACUUGCUAAUUCAUCACUGCAGUUUCUCAACCUAACAAAAUGUGGAAUCACUUCUAUCAAGGCUAAGGCCUUUUCUUGGCUGGGACAACUAAAAUCUCUGGAUUUAGGUUUAAAUAAUAUUAAGCAAAACCUCACUGGCCAGGAAUUUCAAGGUCUUAGUAAUAUUGAGACUCUCUAUCUUUCUUACAACAGUCAGGUGAACUUGACAAGUGAAUCCUUCACUUCCAUUCCAAAUCUUAGAAAGCUGAGGCUGAGAAGGGUAGGUUGUAGUAACCUUGAAAUCUCUCCCUCACCAUUCCGUAAAUUGAACAAUUUGACAAUCCUAGAUAUAGGUAACAACAAUAUUGCUAACAUGAGAGAUGACCUGUUUGAUGGACUCCACCAGCUUGAAAUUCUGGAUAUGCAACAUAAUAAUCUGGCUCGACUAUGGAAGCAGGCCAACCCAAAUGGCCCUGUUCUCUUCUUAAAAGGUCUUCAGAAGCUGCAUCUGCUUGAUUUAGAAUCCAAUGGCUUUGAUGAGAUUCCAGGAAAGGCUUUCCAUGGCUUAUCUAAAUUAAGGAGCUUGAAUUUGGAAAGCAAUAAUUUGAAUUUGCUUCCAGAAUUUAUCUUUGAUGAACUGGUAACUCUGAAUUCGCUCUUCCUAGAGAAGAACCUUAUGACAGCUGUUGAUGAAAAAGUGUUUGGAACUAUUUUCACAAAUCUGAAAGAACUAAAUAUGGGAAACAACCCUUUUGACUGCACUUGUGAAAGCAUAGCUUGGUUUGUUAAUUGGCUUAAUGGAAGUAGAACGUAUAUCCAAGGAUUGAAUAAUUAUCUCUGUAACACCCCCUCUAAAUAUCAUAGUAACAGGGUAGUACAGUUUGAUACCUCACCAUGUGAUAGUGCACCCUUUAAAUUGGUCUGCAUUGUGAGCACUACUUUGGUAUGGCUCCUCAUCUUUGUAGUCCUACUCAUCCACUUUGAAGGGUGGAGAAUAAAAUUUCUCUGGAAUGUGACUGUAAACAGAGUCCUUGGCCACAGGGAAUUAGACAGACCACAGCAACAGUUUGAUUAUGAUGCCUAUAUCAUUCAUGCCAAAAAGGACAAGAAUUGGGUGUCCAAGAACUUUAUUCCUCUUGAAGAAAACAGUCAACCAGAAAUUAGGUUUUGCUUAGAAGAACGAGAUUUUGAAGCUGGAAUAUCUGAAUUUGAAGCCAUUGUCGAUAGUAUAAAGAGGAGCAGGAAGAUUAUAUUUGUUGUAACUGAACAUCUCUUAAAAGAUCCUUGGUGCAAAAGGUUCAAAGUGUACCAUGCUAUACAGCAAGCCAUUGAACAAAGUCGGGAUUCCAUCAUACUAGUUUUUCGACAUGACAUUCCUGAUUAUAAAUUGAAAAAUGCACUUUGUUUACGAAGAGCAAUGUUCAAAUCUCGCUGUAUCUUGGAAUGGCCGGUACAGAAUGAUCAGAUCAAUGCAUUUUACCAGCAGUUAAAAUCAGCACUUAAAACUAGUAGCAGGAUACUAUGACAUUUUAAAAGGAUUAUAGUAAACUAUUUUGGAUGUUUGAAUUAACAGCCAAAAUUCUAUCCAUAAUAUACGAUAUGAAAAGGGGGAAAACAUCAACUGUGUAGACCGGAAUCACAGAGAGUAAGUUCAGGUAACCACUAAAUGCAGAAUGUUCUAAAGCAUACAAGAGGACAUGGCUAGUAACCUCAAUAUCCCUUCUCUCCACCCCAUGUGUGAAGACGAUCUCAAAGAGGAAAAUCAUGUCCCGAACAGAAUGAAGCUCAGUUCAGUUCAGCUUUCUUUUCUGUCUCCCUACUCCCUACAAGAAAAUAAGUGCUAGAGCAGGCACAGUCUGCUGACUUUUUCUUGACACCUCUUCCUAAAAACAGGGCCUGGAGGUGGCAAAUGAUACCGAGGGUGGAUAGUGGUAUGGUAGUUAAAUAAUACAUGAUGAAUAGUUUGUGUGCUUUAUUUUAGUUAAUAGGUAUAUAAGGUUUAUAGGUUUAUAAUAUAUCUGUAUUGCUAAAAUUGUUACUUUUUCAUUCCCUGAGUUUUCAUUGCUGACUUGACCCAUUUCCUCUCCCUAUCUCUUCCUCUUCCAACAUUUGCUCUACUUUAGUUUGUUUUGUUAUGUGUGCUUUAUUGUAUUGACAGAAAAACAAAGCUGAAUAAAAAUAUUAAUUUAAAAUACUG
Molecule: messenger RNA, 4247 nt
Organism: Rhineura floridana
Lineage: Eukaryota; Metazoa; Chordata; Lepidosauria; Squamata; Rhineuridae
Gene: TLR3
Product: toll like receptor 3
Exons: 6
Coding region: 897-3575 (892 amino acids)
Biological process (GO): toll-like receptor signaling pathway; inflammatory response; immune response
Cellular component (GO): membrane
Molecular function (GO): transmembrane signaling receptor activity; protein binding
Source: RefSeq, a predicted model, not a curated record